AGUUGAAAGCUUUGUUUCACUAUUUUAAGAUUUUACAUAAUUCCAAUUGUUUUCCAUGUAGACUAGUAAUUUUGAGUAAUUAUGUACAUAUUUUAUUUAUAAAUAUAAUGGAUGAAAAAAGCAAACAAAAUCUGGGAUACUCAACUAAAUCGGCUCUUAUAAAAUUACGCGAUGACAUUCGAACCGUUAUUGAAGAACAUAAACAGAAAAAUCGCAUGGGAUUUGGAAUUGUGCGUAACAUUAUAUCAUUUUCAUCUGAAAAAGUUUUGUUAUCAGGAAUCGCAUAUACUGUCACAAUAAUUAAUAUAAUUUGCCUAAUAUUGACAUAUCUAUUUGGUGAAACAUUAUUGGCCCAAGGGUACUUGUUAUGGGAAGCAUUAUUUUUAUUUAUUUUACUUGCUAUUAAUUUCUUAAUAGCUUUUAAUGAAGAAUACAUAUACAACAACGAAAUACCUCAUCGAGUUAAGAAAGUAUUAGAAACUCUUGAUGAAACAAUUGAAAAGUGCCUAUGGAGGGAAAAUCAUUACCCACACUUAUGUGCUCCAUUUUCUCCAUGUGUAAUACUACAGUGGACUUAUAGAGAUGGUGUUAUUGUAAAUCUACCCUGGGCUCUACUGGUUGAAGGUGAUGUAGUUGUUCUCAGACCAGGACAGGAAGCUCCAGGGCACUGCAGAGGCCUAGAACCUGAUGAUCCAGAACUAUUUUUUGGACAAAUUUUUUUAUCAGGAUCACAGGCAAAAGAUCAUUUCAGUAUGCCUAGAGUGCGUGCACCACAUCUCAACAAAGCAUACAAGAUGUGUGAAACACCCUUUUUGAAAAAUCUGAAACUGGCCUUGGAACAAGCUUCCACUAGGCCGGUAACCGUUUUUGAAAAACAGAGGUAUUUGUGCACAGUAAAAAUAUUAGAAGGCAUAGUAUUACCACUCGUAAUAUUGUUAAUGGUGGUGACUAGUUUGAUACGCUACUUAUACCACUUGCCGGGAGUGACGCACUGGACCGAAGUGUACUUUCUGCAGAUAAUUGCCGCUUCACUGCCAUUAUUACAAAUUGUUUUCCCUAUUGCUUGGGUCACACUCAACUGCUAUGGAUUGGCUAGAUUUAAACUAUUAUCAGAAACAGGACAGAAGUAUACUCGUCCAAAAUCCUGCUCUAUAUCAGAAGAUGCCAGUGAUCCGUUAAUAAAAGCACUCAGUGAGUCUAAUCUCAAACCGCAGGCAUUGAGAACUUUAGGAAAGACUUUCUGGAACAUUCUUAUUGGAAGAGAAGAUAUGGUGACUAGAACUGCUAAUAUUGUUCAUGUUUUGGGUUCAUUAUCGGCUCUGUGUUGUGUGGAUAAGAAAGGUAUACUUUCAUGGCCUAAUCCAACAGCAGAAAAAGUAUUCUUCCUAAGGAAUUCGAGUCCCUUGUCCCACAACUCGAGUAAGACGAGCCUCAACGGGUCCAUGGGGCACCAAAGCCAGACGAAUUUAGAUCAAGAUGGUGAUAUUAAACAGAAUCCUGAACCAUCCACAAUUGUCGAAGUGCUGGACCUGACGCACGACCAGAACGCGCCGUUCCGCGUGGAGUUCGACGAGCAGCGCUGGCGCACUCACCUGGCGCGCCUCAAGCCGCUGGGCCUGGCCGCGCUGCUCAACACGUGCGCGCGCGCGCCGCGACACACCUACGCGCACUUCUGCGCGCACCUCACCUGCGAGGCGCACCACAGUGAGGACCUAGUCCCCGUGACAAACAGACGCUGUCUGUGCGAGUUAGCCAAGCAGAUCGGUUUUACGGACGCGGUCGCCGAGUCUUAUAACGUACAGGAAUGCUUAGCUGUUUUUCGACACCUUCAAGCGGAUACAAUUCGGCGAGAGACACGGUUCGUUCGGUCGCUACACCUGAGUACGCGUGUGAAGGUUCCUCUGCCGCAUAUGUUGGCCGUCAUCGUGAAGGAUCAAUCAAACCAACUACAGAUGCUCACACAAGGAACUGCUGACAUAAUCCUGGACUCGUGCGUGGACUACUGGAACGGCCGCGACCUGACACCGAUCUCGCCGUCCGACCGCAAGAAGAUCAUCGACUUCUACCAACGGAACUCGCUAACGGCGUACUGCACGGCCUUCGCGUACAAGCCGCUGACGCGCGGCGUGUCGGGCGCGCUGGCGCAGCAGUACCUGGAGCUGCCGGCCGACAGCCGCGCGCUGUACGCGCACGCGGCGCAGCGCGCGCACGCGGCGCACUGGGCCGACGCCGCCGCGCUGCACUUCCACUCCACCGAUUCGUUGCUAUUUAACGAGGUCACGGACGAUGACGUCAACGACGCCGAUGGUUAUUUCGACAUGCAAUGUAAUCAGGUGUUUAUAGGUAUGGUGACGAUGCAGUACCAGGCUCAGAGCGACAUGGUGGAGCUCAUCGAGCGGCUGGAGCGCGCCUGCAUCCGCUUCGUGCACUUCAGCAAGGAGAACGAGCUGCGGUCGCGCGUCUUCAGCGAGAAGAUGGGCCUCGAGUCCGGCUGGAACUGUCACAUAUCGCUCAUGAGCGAUCACCACCACAGCAAGCCGGUUUCGCCGCUGUCAUCUCAGACUCUGCGAGGCCGCCAUAACACCGCCUCGCAACUUACUAGGCCCGAUACGGGCGACGCCUUUACUUUUAGCGGCACCAUAUCAUCGUCCAAGGCGCUAUCGAUGUCUGCCCCGGGAGCGAUUAACGUUGAGCACAAUACUGUUAAGUUCGAUAACGAGGUCAAGAAAACGAGGCAUUCGAUCACUGCACACAGUGGACUAAAGCAGUUGCAGCGCGACAGUAUAACGACGAGCCAAGCUUCGACAGACUCGCUACUAGACGGAGCGGCCCCGGAACCCGGGGAAUCCCCGCCUGACGCAUGCCGUUCGCUAUCCUGCCUCACGGACUCCACCGAUCACUCCGCGCCGCUUAACUUCGACAUGAGUAACCGGGCAAAACUGCCGCGAGGUAUUGAAAACAUUCGGCCUCAUAUAGAGCAAGUGGACAACGUACCACUGCUGGUGUCGCUGUUCACAGACUGCACAGCCAAUUCCGUUCAGCGAAUGAUUCAAAUUAUGCAGGAUUACGGCGAGGUGGUGUGCGUAAUGGGGUCGACUGCUAACUGCCAAAAUAUGGAGAUUUUUAUGCAAGCUGAUGCGAGCAUUGCAGUCGAGCCGUUAUAUCCGGUUCUUUGUCAAAAGAUGCCGCCGUAUCAAGUGCCGCGAGAUUGCAUUGGGCCGAUUGAUUUGGCGAGGUCUUUGAACUCUGUACCAUGCUCCCUAUCGAUGUCUCGCGACGCGGACGUAUCGCUGUUCGCACUCAUCACAAUGUCGCGACACUUCACCAUGUGUCUUUGGAACAGCACGCAGUUCUGGAUCUGCAGCUCAUGCUUCCUAUCGUUGUUACAGCUGAGCUCGGUGAUGGUGUUCGGCGCGGGCGCGCUGAGCGCGGGCGGCGCGGCGGGCUGCGCGCUGGCGGGCGCGCUGCUGGCGGCCGCGCUCAGCUUCGCGCCGCCGCGCGCCGCGCUCGUGCUGCGCGCCGCCACGCGCCCCGCGCUCGCCUUCAACGCGCGGAUGGCGCUGUUUGUUUUCUGGUGUUACGCGUGCAAAUUUUUACCAUCAGCUAUUUCUAUCCUAGUAUUAUAUGGAUUUACAUUACGAAGCUUCUGCGAGCAGAUAGCAUCUUUUACGAAUGCCACCUCCUGUUGGCUUAUAUAUCCUGUCAAUAUCGGGAACUACUCGAGCAGCCAAGACUUGUCGUUAAAGAGCUGGCACGGGUGGGGUGAUGAUUUCUACGACGGGUUUUAUUUAGCGCAGCAUAUAACAUUGGCGUUGAUAACUUUGCAUUUAAUUGUGAUAUCAUUGUCUUUUAUACAACGACAUUCUUCCAUCUGGCAGGGAAGAUUCUGGACAAAUAGGGUGUGGUGUGUGACUGUAGUAUUUUUAAUACUAGUCCAAAGCAUGUUCAGCGCCACCAUGCUGAGCGGCUCGUACGGCGCGUGCGCGGCGUGGGCGGCGUGCGCGCUGCGGUUCGGCGUGCGCGCGCCGCUGCUCGCCGCCUACGCCGCGUCGCUGCUGCUCGUGUUCGCGCUCAACGAGCUCAUCAAGUGGCAGGAGCUCAAAGUUGACGCGCGAAAUCAAAGACGGGCUCGGUUAGACUUUGGAACCAAGUUGGGGAUGAACUCGCCGUUUUAGUCAUCAUCUUAUCUAGUCAAUUACAGUGUAGUAAAUUUAAUAAUAACGAUGCCAAUGCAAUGGUUGAAGUUUAGUUUUAAGAGAAAUGUUGUACUUUUUAUGUACCUACCCACUAUUUUGUACUUAAUUUAUUCAAUGUAUCUGUUA
This is a messenger RNA of Vanessa atalanta (red admiral), 4322 nucleotides long. Its product is annotated as transmembrane protein 94. The coding region runs from base 108 to 4175 and encodes 1355 amino acids. The transcript has 27 exons. Gene Ontology annotation, molecular function: nucleotide binding. The record is from RefSeq and is a predicted model, not a curated record. NCBI's taxonomy places the organism in Eukaryota, Metazoa, Arthropoda, Insecta, Lepidoptera, Nymphalidae.